This is a messenger RNA of Volvox carteri f. nagariensis, 6336 nucleotides long. RefSeq lists its product as uncharacterized. The coding region runs from base 24 to 6293 and encodes 2089 amino acids. The record is from RefSeq and is a predicted model, not a curated record. The transcript has 15 exons. Lineage: Eukaryota; Viridiplantae; Chlorophyta; Chlorophyceae; Chlamydomonadales; Volvocaceae.
GCGUCAUCGGCCCCCACGGGGAGAUGGGUGCCGAGUACGGCCUACGUACGCCACGUCAGGCGGGCAGCCGCGGCGCCCCUCCGGAGAAGGAAGGGGUGGCGGUGGCGGCGGCGGCGGGGAAAGUCGGGCGUCGGUCGGCUCAAGCUCCGCCAGCAUCCGGACCAGGACCACCGCCACCGCCACAACCCGCAGCAGCAGCAGCCGCAGCCGCUCCGGAGCCUAGGCUUGGAUUGGCACAGGCCCCCGCGACGUGUGUACGAGAGUCCAUGCCGCCAGCAGCAGAGCGGGAUUCUGCGCUGCAAGCAGAAGCAGCAGCUGCGGCAGCGGCGGCGGCGGCGGCCCCACCGGACGCCGCAGCUACAGCGCCAAAACCCGCCAGGCCGCGUUUAAGUGCUGUCGAGCGGCUGGAGUUGAUGCGGCAGCGGAGAGCGCAGGCGGCGGCGGCGGCGGGAGCGACGACGGCGGCAGCGGCGGCGCAGGGCCGCGGUCACCGUGGGGGGUUGCCUUCGGGUCGCGCGGCGCAUCAUGGCAACAGCGGUACAUCUGGAGCAAAGCGGGCCCUAGGUUGUGGCCCCCUCCCCAUCACCUCACCUCCCUCAUGGCUCCAGGCUGAUGGUGCCCCGUUAGGCGCUGCCGCUGUCAAGCGCGGUAGUAGCCCCGCCGUCGACGUCGACGUCAGGCCAGAGGAUCGGGAGGCUGGUGCUGCCGCCGUUACGGCGGGUGCAGCGGCGGCGGCGCAACAAGAGCCGACGUCUGCACCUCCCCAGCGCAACCUUGAGCUACGGCCGGAUGCCGCCGCCGCAACAGCGGUGGCGGCGGCAGCUCAGGCGCCAUUCGGGCCUCCUGCCUCAUCGUCGCAGCCGUCAGAGCUGCCGCCGGUGGCGCAGUUGUUGCUGCCUGAGUCGUUGCUGCCUGAGGGGGGAGAUGAUGGGGACGCUGGCGGCGGCGCCGCCGUAGAGUGCGCACAGGCGGCCGCUAGUAGUGUGGAUGCCGUGGCAGUACCAAUUGCGGCAGCAGAUGUGGCAGUACCAGACGCUGCCGCUAGCAGGCAUCCGCAGUUACCGCCAGCACGACAGCCGCCGCCGCCGCCGCCGCCGCAGCAGCAGCUGCAGAUCAAUGCACCGACUGCGGAGGUGCUCUCCGCGCUGGCGCUGCUGCAAUCGUUGCCGUCGCCGCCGACGCCGCCGACUGCGCCCGGUGCGGCGGUCGUCGCUGCCCGUGUAGUGGCGGCGGCGGCGGCGGAGUCCAAGGAGCUAGUCGCGCCCACCGCAAGCGCGGGUGCUAUCCCCAUGGCCACUGCGUCCGUGGCCGAUGCCACGGACGAAAUGGAGCAUUGUAACACCAUAUCGUAUAACUGUGCCGUGCGUUGUAUCUGCUGCGGCCGCCUCUGCCACGUGAGCUGCUUGACGGCGUACCUGGGGGGCAUGGACCGUGGGCGGCAUCAGCUCGGCCUGGACGAGCUAGCGUCCGUACAGGACCGACAGCAGCAGCUGCUACUGCCUGGCACACCCGCGCCGUGGCUCCUAGCCAAUGACCCCUACGCAGCGGCGAGUGCCGCAGCAGGCACAGGCCCGUCGCGAUCCGCCGCCGCCGCCACCACCACCGCUGCCGCUGCUAAUGGCGGCGGCGGGGAUCCUGGCACACUCCUACUUGCCUGCGUCGGAGGAGCAGCGGGAAAGGCGCCGAGCUGGUCGCAGGUGCAACGGGCAUUGAUGCAGCCGCGCACGGUGGCGAUAUGGCGCCGGACGACGCCGCUACCCGCCACCGCAGCUGCUUCUGUCGUCGGCGGAUGCAUCCCGGAACCCGUACUUGCCGCCGGUUCCAUAUCCUCCGCUGCGGCUGGUGCCGCCGCCGUCGCCGCCGCCGCCGGCGACGAGGAGGUUCAGCUUCCCUUGCCGCAGCCUUCUAACGUCGUCGCAGAGGCGAUUGGCGCAUAUUUUGAGCAUUUGUUGUCGACGCCGCAGGCGCCACUGCCACCGUUGCCGUCGCUGCCUCAGGAGCCGUUGAUGGACUGGCAACAAGCAGAGCAGCCGCCGCCGCCGCCGCCGCCGCAGCAGCAGCAAAUGGAUCAGCAGCAAAUGGAUCAGCAGCAGCACGCGGAGGAGCACACUCAGGCAGCGGGCGAACUGCUGCAGGGAGCGGGGGUCGCGGGGCGCCAGGCAGCGGAGCAGGUGCUGGAAUGGCAGCUUGCGGAUGCAGUACUGCAGCGGCAAGACCAGCCGCUAACGUUGCACGUGCCUCCGUCGCCGCCGGCGCCGCUGCCUCUGCCUCAUACUCAGCAGCAGCAGCAUAAUGGGCAGCAACACAAGCAGCAACAGCAGCUAGAGCUGCAGCAGCCUUCGGAGGUACUGGAGCCGCCCCCACCGUUGCCACUGCAGCAGCAGCAGCACGACCCACAACAACAAUCGGCGGAGCCUCUGCAGCUCCAGGCGCCUGCGCAACUACAGCAGCAGCAGCAGCCGGGGUUACAGGGACUACUGGCGCCAGCGCUACCGCUGCCGCAACAGCCGCAGCAGAAGCAGCACCAAAACGACUUGGCGCUGGGGCAGGAGACACAGCUCUUGGAUCAGCCGCCGCUGCCCCCCUUACCACACUCACCUCUACCGCAGCAGACGGAAGAGGCAUUGAAGCCGCCGCCGCCGCCGUCGCCGUCAUCACUGCCGCCAGGUUCUCAGUGUUGGGCGGUUGGAGGCUCCGGUGCUUGGGCAGUAGCCGUGUUGGGCGGCGGCGCGUCCACUGUGGCGGCUGAGGAGGCUGUCGCGCCUGCCGCCGCUGAAGGGGCCGCUGCUACUGCCUGGGAGGUCAUCGACGAGGUGGCAGCUGACGCAGUUGUAGGGCCCAUCAGGACCGACAUCAAGGUGCAGCGUGGGGCGGCGGCAGCGGCGGGAGCAGCUGUAGCAGCAAUAGCGGCGGUGCAUUCCGGGGCGGCGGCGGCAGCCGAAGCCAGCUGCGGUUCUGGCAGCGGUGCGAUACGGGAGGGUGACGUACAUGUCGCCGCUGACGCAGGCGGUCAACUACUGCCGGGUGUAAUGUACGACGACCAUGUGGCGGAUAUCCCAACUGUGAAUGAUGAUGCCGUACCCGCUGACGCGGCAGCCCUUGACGCCGCCACCGCCGUCGAUCCGGCGGCAGUGAGCACGGUGUACGGCAGGCCAGAUGUUUUGGGCGCUGGCGGCGGUGCACAAGGCACAAUGCCACACGGCCUCGGCGAGUUGGCCUCUGAACUGCCCGUCGUGAGUUGCUCAACCGGCAGCGUUGUGCUUGGGGCCGACGGCGUCUUGACGCCAACAGCAGUGGUUUCGGAGCAAGGGGGCAGCGGCGGCAGCGGCGGCGGGGCAACCCCGCUGGCGACAGCGCUAGCCGUUCCGCCGUACCUGCACUCACUGCAGCUACCGGCAAGCUCAGUCGUACACGGCCGACCUAUCGUGCACGAGGCCGCCACGCCGCGGCGCAGCCACGGCGGCGGCAGUGCUGUCGAAGAGACAGCCACCUCCUUACUGUCCACAAGGCAGCCAACUGCCGUCGCCGCUGCCGUCGUCGCCGCCGCCGUUGAGACUGCGGUGGCGGCGGAAAUCGGGAACCUUUCUGCUGAGUAUGCCGCCAAUGUACCUGGCCUGUCACGGAGCUGCAGAAGUACCGAGGAGCCGAGUCCCCUGGUCAGCCAUGUCACAAGCCAUAACGACGGGCGGGCGGUGGCGGCAGCGUUGGUGCCCGAUUGCGAAGACGCGAACCGAGGGGGUGGUGGCGGCGGCGGCGGCGGUGGUUUCGGAAUUCAUGCCGCUCUGGCGACUGGGACCGAAGCUAGGAUGACGCUGCAGGGCGUCGGCGGCCCCGGCGUCGGCGUCGGCGGCGUCAUGCCCGCCGGCUGCAGCCGCAGCAGCGUUCCGCCUGCCGCGCCCGCGGCCAUGGCUGCUGCCGUCGCGGGCGCUGCCGCCGCGCCGCUGCCAGGUGGGCUCCUUAGUUGCUUGGGGCCCGCUAGUCAGCAACUGCCACCUCAUCUCGCGGCGGCGCUCUUUGCCAGAGCUCGUAGCGGCGACGGCGGUGGGGGCGACGGCGGUGGGGGCGGCGGCGAUGUAGGCGGCGGCGGGGACUUCCGUGUCGGCAUCAACUCCAUGUUGGCGGCACAGCUACCUGCCCCCGCACGCGAGGCCUUGAUUGCGGCGGCAGCGGCGGCGGCGGCGGCAAUUGGACCCGGUGGGGGCGACAGCGGCCUCCUUGGAGCAGAAGCCGCCGGGCCGGCGGUGGCGUUGCCUGUACGGCAAGACGCAGGGCCCUGGCCUAAGGAACAUGGAACCGUCCUAGCUGGGGCCCAGCGGCAACCACCGCAGCGUGCGGAACAACUUUUGGAUCGGGAUGGCGAGGACGAAGAGGAAGACGGCAAGGCGAGGGGGGCCGCCGGCGGCGGCGGCGGUGGCGGCGGGGCCGUUCGAGACCGCCGCGGCAGGGAGGGCUAUGAGCGACGAUCGCCGCAACGUACCCUCCGUCCUCCACUUGACGUCGUACGGCAGCCGUACGACUCCCAUGAUACUCACGUGCCCUGGCGGGGGGCCGGCAACACUGGCGGCGGCGGCGGCGGCGCCGAUUGGGGCCCAUGGCACUGGGACCGCGGUGUCGACGGCUGGAAGGGCGGCGCUGGCUUCCGUGGCCGCGGCCGCGGUCGCGGAAGCGACGGCGGCGGUGGCGGCGGCAAGCGGUUUGAUGGUCGCGGAGCGCCUUGGGUCGACCGCGGUGAAUUUGGCGGCUACCACGCCAAGGCGCGCGUGGAGGGCCGGGGCAGGCGGUUUGACGACUACCACGCACACGACGCGCAUGAUGACGGCGGCGGCGGGCACCGGCGGCCCAACGACUUCCCCUCACACCACGUCGACUCGCACCAACAAAGGCCAGGCGCUCGCGGAUAUGACGUGCCGUACCACAGCGGCGGUAAUGGCAGCGAGCGGCCGUGCCGUGGCGGGCAGCCGUUGUUGCGGUCGGAGGAGCACAGGGAGGAUGAGCGUGACGGCGGCGGCAGCAACGGCCGUACCGGGCCUCCUGAUGGCCUCGAAGCGACGGAACGUCCUUGGCAGCUGCCAGCGGGACUUCCGAAGCGUGUUGGCUGGCCGGCGGAGGACUGGGAGCAGGCAGAGGUAUUGACGCGGCGUCGGCACGAUCAGCUGCGUCAUGGUACUCGGCGACCUAUCAUCGGACAGACGCCGCCGCAACCGCCGCCGCAACCGGCGCCGCUGCAAGCGGCUGAUGCGGUCGCAUGGGAGAAAGAAAAGCCGAAGCCCGGGUCACAAGAUCACGAAACGGAUGCCGGUGCGCGCUACGACGCCGUCAUGCGGCAGACACACGAGCCGGCCGGCGGUUGGGGCGUCCGAGACGUCAGGAUUAGGAACUCGCAUUCGGAUUGGCGGCAGCCGGCGGCGGCGGCGGCGGCGGCGGCGGCGCCAGCCGGUGAUCGCGGCCGUGCCGCCGCUGCACGAUGCCAUCAUCAACCCGGCUGGCCGCCGCAACCUCCGCAUCCUCGGCCUUCCACACGGACUCCUGGACCGGACGAGGUGGCUGGCGGUUUGACGGACGGCGAGCGGCCACGGAAGCGAGCUCGCGGGCCACCCACGGCAGGCGUCGUGGAAGCCGGCGGCAGCGGCGGCGGCGGCGGCGGCGCGACGGACACAAGCUCAGUCUCCGAUAAUAGCUGCUAUUCUAGGAUUGCCUGUAGUGCAGAUGGCGUGAACGUCAAUCCGUCGAGCUACCUUGCACCUCAGGUGAAGGUGCCGAACUACCACGUGAACGACAUUUGGAAGGCGCAUACGCACUUGCCGAAUUACCCGGAAAUCGAGGCCGCUGCUAGGGACACUUUCGUCGCCCUCCCGUCGAGCUAUGACACAAAAUACCGGAACCCCUGUUGCCGACUCGCACAGUACACCCCUCUCCCUAUCGGCUACAGGACACAAGAUGGCACGUCAACACCACCACCAACAGCACCACCACCAACAGCACCACCACCAACAGCACCACCACCAACAGCACCACCACCAACAGCACCACCACCAUCACCACCACCAACAUCACCAUCACCACCACCACUGCCAGGCACUACAACACCACUACACCCCGGAGCAGUUGGCGUUGCGGAGCCACAUCGAGGUGCACGUGUUGGGCGCGUCCGCAUUCGAGGUUCCGGCGGACCUCAUUUGGGAGGAGAUCAUCAAUCUGAUGCCGGGACCCCGGGAGACAAAACAGCAGCCAGCGGCGGCGGCGGCGGCGGCAGCAGCGCCAGCAGCAGCAGCAGCAGCAGAAUCGGGAACUGAGACGGGAAGGAUAGCGAACGGGGAAGGCAGUGCCGGCGGCGGC